Vigna unguiculata (cowpea) is the source of this 1279-nucleotide messenger RNA. RefSeq lists its product as uncharacterized. The record is from RefSeq and is a predicted model, not a curated record. NCBI's taxonomy places the organism in Eukaryota, Viridiplantae, Streptophyta, Magnoliopsida, Fabales, Fabaceae.
UUGAUAAACCUUUUUGCAAAUGGAAGAUGAUAGUUUAACUUAUUUUUUUUACCCACAUUUUGUUCAUUGAGGUGUUAGAGGCACGUGGAAUUUAUUAAAUUGUUUUUGAAUUAAAAAAAAAUGUUUCUGAUGGAGUGUGGUAGUGGAUAAAGUAUUGUGGGAUCGGUGUACAUGUGAGGAAAUCAAAUGUGCGAACGAAAUCGAAAAAUUUGAUUUUUUCGUUUUUCAGAAAUCAAUUCCAAGCAAGCGGUGUCGAACACAUAUUAUAGAAGCGGUGGUGGUUUGCAGAAAGCGGUUGACGAGAACACUACUUCACCGAACGAAAUCAAAAGCAAGUUGCUACCGUGCCGAACAAAUCUUCGAGGAGCAGUGCCUAACAAAUCUUCCAGAAGCGGUGGUGGUUUGACGAACCAACUCACAAUCUUCUAAAAAAAAUCUGAACCAGAAGAAGAACGACAACCACUUUGGGAGCAAUAUUUUUUCAGGGGUUUUUUUGUUUUGUUCGUGCGCGUGCAAAGAGAACGAAAAGAAGAGCCCGACCUCGUCGGUUCGUUUUUCAGACAGUUAUGUUUGGAUGUAACCUCUUCAUGCAUAGUGAAAGGAAGUUGCAUUAAUGGGUGCGAAGGAUUGCUUUAAGUCCAAUAUAUACGACAUUGUUCAUGACAGUAAUAAGAGAAUCGCAAAGAGACGAGUUUGGAAAUUAAGCGAUUACGACAUGUUCUUUUGUCGCAUGUUGAUUACCAUGGAAGAAAUAUUGACUGCUGAAUUUUUGGAGACAAUGGAAUUCUUUGUGCUUGAUUCUCUCGGACACGGUAGAAAGAAACGAACCAAGAUCGACAAUAACGUGAGUUGCAGGAUGGUCAUCCCAAAUUCAAUGGCAAUUGCAUGCCACAAUACACUACUGAGGACCUCCAACAAAUAAGGCAAAACUUUAUUUGUGAAUGGAUUCUCCAUGAAGAUAACCAGAACAGAGACGAAGUCCUUCAACAUUAUGAUCUUUACCUUCGACAGUAGUUUUUGUUGUAGUUAAAUUUAAUAACAUCUCACAUAUGUUAAGUCUAUUGCAAAAGUUAUUCAACAAAGUAAAGUACUCCUAACUAAAAUAGACUUCAAAUUCGCCACUUUAUGUACUAUUGAUGACUAUUGACUUGUAUGAUGAAUAGAAGUCACGCAUGAAGUCGUUGACAAAAACAUGGACAUCUUCAUCAUCUCCGUCAUACUCCAUCUCAAACAACACACGAUCACUCUCUUUCAGUUGAUGGUCUUUGCAAAAUUCUUU